Spinacia oleracea (spinach) is the source of this 758-nucleotide messenger RNA. Its product is annotated as sulfiredoxin, chloroplastic/mitochondrial. The transcript is spliced from 6 exons. Gene Ontology annotation, biological process: cellular response to oxidative stress. Gene Ontology annotation, cellular component: cytoplasm. The record is from RefSeq and is a predicted model, not a curated record. Gene Ontology annotation, molecular function: sulfiredoxin activity. Bases 163 to 525 code for a protein of 120 amino acids. Lineage: Eukaryota; Viridiplantae; Streptophyta; Magnoliopsida; Caryophyllales; Amaranthaceae.
CGUGGAAAGCGUUGAUGGCCGGUGCAUAUCAAACAAUCAAAAACUACAAACGGCCAUCAACCUUUGUUCAUAAAUCACAAACGCAAAGGGCCACAAUAAGUGCUCCCAAAUUUCAGUUUUCUUCGACCUUUCAUCAACACCCUAAUUCCUAAGUCUUUGUAGAUGGCAAGCUUUUAUCUCCGAGGCCCGGCUACUCUUAGAAACUUUUCCCUGUCUGCUUCGUCUAAUGGAGCUCCUUCAACGACUCAGCAAAUUGGGCCAGUGGUCUUGGAACUCCCCCUCAACAAGAUACGGAGACCACUAAUGCGUACAAGAGCAAAUGAUCAGCAUAAAGUCCAUGAACUCAUGGAUAGCAUUAAGGAGAUUGGUCUUCAAGUCCCUAUUGAUGUUCUGGAGGUCGAUGGGGUGUACUAUGGUUUCUCUGGUUGCCACCGAUAUGAGGCUCAUGAACAGUUAGGUCUCCCAACAAUUCGCUGCAAAAUCAGGCGUGGAACAAAGGAAACGUUAAGGCAUCAUCUCCGAUAAAUACAUUGAAGUAAUUUGUAUGUUGUAGGCAGAUAUUUCAUGUAUGUUGCUUUGCACUUGUAAUUUGUAUUUUUCCAGUGCUCUCCCUAAUGCUAGCAUUCUGGUCUUCCUGGACUACUUGUAUAAAACUCAAGAACUGUUGUAGCAGUAUUUAUCCCUUCUCAAAUCACAACUGUCAUGUAUAUUAUGAUUUUGUUGCAUUAUGUAUAAUAAGAAAUUGGCAGAGUUGCAUA